Necator americanus (New World hookworm) is the source of this 951-nucleotide messenger RNA. RefSeq lists its product as uncharacterized. The record is from RefSeq and is a predicted model, not a curated record. The transcript has 8 exons. NCBI's taxonomy places the organism in Eukaryota, Metazoa, Nematoda, Chromadorea, Rhabditida, Ancylostomatidae. The coding region runs from base 1 to 951 and encodes 316 amino acids.
AUGCCUACCGCUACCACAUCUCUACUCAUUAUUGCAGUACUCACCGUCAUCAUCUUUCUCGUAUCUUCUAAUAGUGAAUGUAUUGUCGAUGCUGCAGUAUAUCAGCGUCUAAUAGACAGCAAUAAAACUCUCCUUCACUGUGUGGUAUCCAAAUAUACCAAAACCUCAGACAGCUGCACAGUUUCCGAUCUAAAGGAAGGGUACACUCAACUUACUACGACUGGAUGUCGAAUUCAUAAUAUAUCAUUAGAAUGUUACUGCUCUGACAGGUGCCCGGAAACAGAGCUGGAUGAGCUCACGAACUUUUAUCUCGCAAAUGGCGAAACUUGGGAACGAAGCUGCAUUGAAAGUUUUGUCAACUCCUGGAAGAAGACGGAACGAACGGAUCCUAAAAUACCAUCGACCAUUUUGCCGGUAAACGUCAGCGAUAGUACCAAGACUGUAACAGAAACGUCACGGAAAAGUAGCCUUCUCACAACACGUGAAGCUACUCCUCAGAUAGAUCUUACUAGUGAAGCAAUGAAUACUUCUUAUUCGAAUCUCACAAGUGAAGAAGAGGGUCGAUUAUUUCGGAAGCAAUUGCUCAAAGCAACUACAUUCAAGCUGUUCUGGAUUUUCUCCACGAUGACAUUUUUGAUGCUCUGUCAAAUGAUUCUCAUCUCUAUGAUUCGUUUUGAGUCUAUUAACUACUUUAGAGAAUCAUCAUCACAUAGUUCUUCGAUUACACUUGUUGCUGAACGCACAAAUACACCAACUACCGUAUCAAGAAAUGCUGCCAGCAGAAUGUCAAGUUCGAAACAAGUCCCAAGGGCUAAGAAAUCAAUCGACGAUAUUCCACGCUUCGCCCUGCUACUCAUCGCUGUUUGCAUGCAUGACAAGAGAGAAGGAUAUGAUAUGAAAGUUUAUUUUUUUCGGAUAUUAGAAAGACUCACUAGAAUAUCCGAAGAAUAA